This is a messenger RNA of Vigna unguiculata (cowpea), 2345 nucleotides long. RefSeq names its product DEA(D/H)-box RNA helicase family protein. The record is from RefSeq and is a predicted model, not a curated record. Gene Ontology annotation, molecular function: ATP binding; RNA helicase activity; nucleic acid binding. NCBI's taxonomy places the organism in Eukaryota, Viridiplantae, Streptophyta, Magnoliopsida, Fabales, Fabaceae.
UCGACAAAAACUCAUAGAAUCUACCUAAAACCCUAAACCCUAAAUUCCAUGAGCAUUAUCGUGUUAUGUGAUUGUUUGUCUCCUUGAAACGAAAGAGAUAAUUUUUGAGUGAAGAAGAAAGUUGCAAUGAUUGUCACUCGUUCUGCUUUGAUGCUUCAUCUCCAAAACCCACCAAUUCGCUACCAUUUCUUCUCCCACUUCCUCAAUCCAACCUUCCCUUCUGUAUUCAAACCUCGUCCCUUCUCUCUAACCACUCUACGCCAAACACAUGCCAGACCCUUUGUUAGUGCUGUUGCAUCAGCUUCAUCAUCACAAGUUUCCAAUGGCAGAGACACUUUCUUCGCAGAAGAAAACGUUUCCUGGACUGCACUCGGUCUCUCUGAUACUAUUUCUAGAGCGCUCUCUGAUAUUGGCCUCAAUAGACCUUCUCUCGUUCAGGCUUCUUCAGUACCGUCUGUGAUGUCAGGGAAGGAUGUUGUUAUUGCCGCGGAGACUGGGAGUGGUAAGACAUACAGUUACCUAGUUCCUCUUAUUGAUAAGCUAAGGGAUGCCCAGGAACAUUCUCUACAUGCUAUGUCUGAUCAGGAAGGGACCCCGACACAGAAAGUUCUGCUCAUCCUUUGUCCGAAUGUGCAACUUUGUGAGCAGGUAGUUAGGAUGGCCAGCAGUCUACGUAGGGAUGAUGGUGAGGCGAUAGUCAGUGUGGCUGCUAUUUGUGGUAGGCAGGGAUGGCCAAUUCGGGAACCUGAUGUCAUUGUGACAACACCUGCUGCCCUUCUGAAUUAUGUUGACCUUGAUAGAACCCGCCGCAUGCAAUUUAUGCGUGGUGUUAAAUAUGUGGUGUUUGAUGAAGCCGACAUGCUUCUAUGUGGGAGCUUCCAGAAUAAAGUAAUCCGCUUGAUAAACUUGCUCCGCUUCGAUGAGAAAGUCUUGUCUCGAUCAAAAAAAUCAGUAGCAGAGUUUUCAAUGAAACCUGAAUCUUCCUUGUCAUCAGAAGAUGCUUUUGAAGAAGGUGAAGAUGAACUACAAAUCGAAGCCACCUUAGAAGAGGAUGACACUGAUAAAGAGGAUGAUAUUGUUGAUAUUAAUAAUGAAGACACAUCUGUUAAACAAAGAGACUGGAGGAGAGUGAGAAAAACAUAUGAGCGUAGUAAACAGUAUGUUUUUGUUGCUGCUACACUUCCAGUGAAUGGAAAGAAGACAGCUGGAGGGAUAUUGAAAUAUAUGUUUCCUGAUGCUGAGUGGGUUUGUGGGAACUAUCUUCAUUGCCACAAUCCGAGAUUGGAACAAAAAUGGAUAGAAGUUACCGUUGAUACUCAAGUGGAUGAACUCAUAAAGGCUGUGAAUCACAGUUUCAGAUCUGAAGAUUUGGUUAAUGCUGGUGGCAUUCACAGAACAAUGGUGUUUGCGAACACUGUUGAGGCUGUUGAAGCUGUGGCAAAGAUAUUACUCCGAUCUGGAAUUGAAUGUUCACGCUAUCAUAAGAAUUGCACAUUGGAAGAGCGAGCACAGACCUUAGUUGAUUUUCAUGAUAAAGGUGGUGUUCUUGUAUGUACUGAUGCUGCUGCUCGUGGUGUUGAUAUUCCAAAUGUUUUACAUGUUAUUCAGGCGGAUUUUGCUACUUCUGCUGUAGACUUUUUGCAUAGGGUUGGUCGUACAGCUAGAGCUGGUCAAAUUGGACUUGUUACUAGCAUGUACACAGAAUCCAACAGGGAACUUGUCGAUGCAGUUCGUUGGGCUGAGAAACGUGGUCAACCUGUGGAAACUGCAUUUAGCAGGAAAAGAAGCUUCCGCAACAAGCUCAAGAAGAGGGGUACUAACAAAGUCAGAGAUUCAACAACUAAUAAAGAGAGAGUACUAGCAUGAGAAUACUAGAAUGCACCAAGGAUGUAAAACAGCAUCCUCCAGUGACAAGGUGAAGAACAUUAUGGGCCACUACAUUUAAAAGGUAUUAGUUGUUGCACCUACAUGGCUCACAGUAUAUGACACUCAUUUAACGGAUCCUGCCAUUUCUUGAGGAUCAUGUAAUUUCCAUGAAGCCAUCUUCCAUAUCAGAGUUAUAAUUAAUGCAGACAACUAUUUUUGUAAUCCCUUUUGUUGGUUUAAUGAGCAGUGUCUUAUCCCAUCAUCUUUUAAGGUAUCUAAAGUAUGGAAAAUAUCCAAUAGUGUGUCUGUAUGUGGGAAACCUUUACCUUUGUUCCUAUAAAUUUCUUUUUUAAUGUAAAUUAUGAGCGAUUGCAUUGCUCUCCUUAUUUUUGCCUCAGUACUUAUAAUUGUAGCUUAAAGAUUCUAAGCAGCGAGACCUAUCAAAUACCAUUUUAUAUCCACAGAUUUGUUUAUAUGCA